AUGGAAGCGAUAGAGCCAGAUGAAGUGGAGCUUAUGGAAGAACUACUAGAUGACAUUAUGGAAGAACACGGGCCCCCUGAAAUAAAAAAGCUCAAACAUGCAAUUAAAACUACUACUGCAAGUACUGUUGAACCGACCACGGAGACUGUUGCUGAUGUGAGUCCAACAGAUGAUGCAGCAACGCCAACUACAACGAGCAGCACUCAAAUGGUUGACUCUACUACAGCUGAACCUACGACAGUUGACUCUACUACAGCAGAACCCACGACAGUUACUACAACAAGUAUGACGACUACACAAAACAUUGAUCCGGGCAGCGCUGACGAAGUCAUUCUUACUUAG
Messenger RNA from Ostrinia nubilalis (European corn borer), 342 nucleotides. RefSeq names its product integumentary mucin C.1-like. The record is from RefSeq and is a predicted model, not a curated record. Lineage: Eukaryota; Metazoa; Arthropoda; Insecta; Lepidoptera; Crambidae. The transcript has a single exon. Bases 1 to 342 code for a protein of 113 amino acids.